UUCGUUGCACCAAAUCACAUUACUCGCUUUCACGUUCUCUUUCUCUUCUUCCCCGUUGUCUUACGAUGAAAGUUGUUUCAGAUGGCAUUGUUGUCGUGUUUGCGUUGUGCAUUGUACUUGGUUGUGGUUCGUUGGUAGUGGGGGAGGUGGCAGAGGUUAAGGAUGACAAGCAUUUGAUUCACCCCCCUCAUCUGUUGGGGCCUGGGAUUAUCAAGAGAGGGUUUAAGCACGGUGGACUUGGUUUUGGUGGCGGUUUAGGAGGAGGUGGUGGCUUUGGAGGUGGUGCCGGGGGAGGAGGUGGUCUUGGAGGAGGUGCAGGCGGCGGCGGCGGGUUUGGUGGAGGUGCUGGUGGAGGCCUUGGGGGUGGAGGUGGGCUCGGUGGUGGCGUAGGAGGCGGAGGUGGGUUGGGUCACGGUAUUGGUGGUGGUGGUGGUCUAGGAGGUGGAGGUGGGCUUGGUCACGGUGUCGGUGUCGGUGGUGGUGGCGGACUUGGUCAUGGUGGAGGCAUUGGAGGAGGAGCAGGUGGUGGUGGUGGCUUAGGAGGUGGAGGUGGGCUUGGUGGUGGUGGUGGUUUAGGAGGUGGAGGUGGGCUUGGUGGUGGUGGUGGAAUUGGUCACGGUAUUGGUGGUGGCAUUGGAGGAGGAGCAGGUGGUGGUGGUGGUCUAGGAGGUGGAGUUGGGCUUGGUCAUGGUGUUGGUGGCGGCAUUGGAGGAGGAGCAGGUGGUGGGCUUGGUCAUGGUGGUGGUUUGGGAGGUGGAGCAGGAGGCGGUGGUGGUUUGGGAGGUGGUGCAGGAGGCGGUGGUGGUUUGGGAGGUGGUGCAGGAGGCGGUGGUGGUUUAGGAGGUGGUGCUGGCAUUGGAGGGGGAGCGGGUGGUGGUUUAGGAGGUGGUGGUGGUGCUGGAGGAGGAGCUGGUGGUGGCGUUGGACUUGGUCAUGGUGUCGGAGGAGGCAUUGGAGGAGGAGCAGGUGGUGGUGUAGGAGGAGGCGGCGGAGCUGGCGGCGGAGGUGGGUUUGGUGGUGGAGGUGGGGUUGGAGGUGGUGUAGGUGCGGGAGGAGGGUUUGGAGCUGGAGGUGGAGUUGGAGGAGGGGUUGGAGGAGGAGGAGGUGGUGGAUUUGGUGGCGGCUUUGGAAUUAGUGGUGGAUUUGGUGGCGGCGGUGGUGCUGGAUUUGGUGGUGGAGUAGGGGGUGGCCACUAAGUAAAGAGUGUUGAUAAAAGCUGGUGUGCAAGAGUCACUGAAAUUGUUUUACCCAUUCAAUGUUUUCUGUUAAAGAAAAAACAGUUAAUGCUCAUAAGAUUUGAAUUAAGUUAUAUUUCAGUGGUUUCUACUCUUGUGUAUCAGAUGCUAUGCUGUAUACUUGUUUCUAUUUUAUUUUAUGCAUGGGAAGCAAAGCUUUGUAGGUUGUAACCAAUGAUGCAUAUUCUCACUACUAAUUUUUGCCAAUAAUAUUAUAAUUUUACGGCGGUGUUUGUUGAAUAAA
Messenger RNA from Vigna unguiculata (cowpea), 1479 nucleotides. RefSeq lists its product as uncharacterized. NCBI's taxonomy places the organism in Eukaryota, Viridiplantae, Streptophyta, Magnoliopsida, Fabales, Fabaceae. The record is from RefSeq and is a predicted model, not a curated record.